AGACCCUCUGUUUAUACAUCCAGAAGCGUCUGGAGCCAUGCCACCGAGAAAGAGCAGAGACAAAGAGGUUCAGCCAGCCCAGGCUGACCACGCAGACGACAGUCCACUCCACUCUGAGGGCGAAAAUGAUCCCAUCACUUUUCUCCCAGUAUCACCUCUAGCAGAACGGUCCUAUGGGAAUCCAGUGUUUAAGGAGAAAGAAGCAGACCGUGGAGGUGACUUUGCUGAAUCAAGUAAUAUGUUUAGAGGUAUGAUGGAAUGUCUGGAUUUAGCAUUCAAAGAAAAGAACCAGACUAUGCAGAGGCUGGUUGAGAGUCAAGCAGAAUCCUCCAGACGUCAGGAAGAGAUAAUCAGACAGUGUAUGGAAGACAUGAGACGGGUCUUUGAGGAAGGCACUAGGGUGAUGCGAGAAACUGGGGAAGAAAGUCGCAGAACACUGCAGGCUGUUUCAGAACAAGUGGUUGAGCAAGUGCGACAGCCCAGACCUGAGAUUCCUCCUCCACAGAAUUUCUUCAUGGGUGAAGGACAAAGACAGCAUGAACCAAUGGAGGCUGCUGCUCCUGUUGCAGACCACGGCCAUCAACCUCAGCAUAGGUAUGUUCCGCCAGGUAGGAGGGGAAAUGUGGGUCCUCAUCAUCAACCCUACCCAAGGGAUUUUUUCCAGCCACAAGUUCCUCCAGCCCAGCCGGUACAGCGCGGUCUGCAGAAUCACUCAGCUCAAUUAUUCAAUAGAGAUCAGCUAAUAGAUCUGGUACAAGAAACCUAUGGACCAGCCUUGAGACCAUUGGUGCGUCCAGCCUACAGGAAGCCUUAUCCAGACAUCAUUGAUCAUGAAAAUCCUUUUCCAAGGGGUUUUAAGGUGCCUGAGUUCACUUUAUUUUCUGGUGAGGUUGGUCAGUCCACUAUUGAACAUAUUGGACGCUUUACAAUACAAUGUGGAGAGGCGUCUGGAGAUGAUAACUUGAAACUCAGACUGUUUCCUAGCUCUUUGACUGGAAUAGCCUUUACAUGUGUCUAUGGCAGAUUUGUCAAGGCUAGCCCAAAGGCUUGGAGAGUCGUCUGAGGUAUUCUUGGCUAGGUUCUGGAGAGCCAGACUGAAAUGUAGAGUUGCACUGCCAGAACAAGAGUUUGUCAAGCUGGCUCAGAAUGGUCUGGACAUUGAGUUUCGGAAGAAAUUUGAGGGGAUGGAAUUUCGAGACUUCUAUGAAUUGUCUUAUAAAGUGGCUCGGUAUGA
Messenger RNA from Rubroshorea leprosula, 1234 nucleotides. The record is from the annotation of a GenBank genome assembly. Lineage: Eukaryota; Viridiplantae; Streptophyta; Magnoliopsida; Malvales; Dipterocarpaceae.